GUAACAUGAUGAGAUUUACCAUUUUCUUGCAAUUUCUUUGUUGGACAUCACUACUGGCUGUUGAUGCCUAUUAUUAUGUGCAGCCGUCGGCACCAAAGUGUGGAGUGGGUCACUGGUCAGACUGGUCUCCUUGGCAGCCCUCCUGCCCAUCGUGUUCAAGUCAUGCAGCAAAGAGAUCCCUCGAUGAUGACAGCAUUGAAAGAGAUCGACGCAGUUAUCCUUAUGAUGGCAGUUAUUCUUACAGUGGCAACCAACGUGUUAUCCAGAAGCGAUUCAGGUCAUGUACUGGAGUGAGAUGUAUAGGGAAAAGGAAAUGCUAUGGAAAAUCUGCUCAGCACCGAACAUGCUCCAUACCAGAAAAAUGCCGUGGUAUCUCCAGACACUCACAUUAUUGUACAAACAGCCGUUGUCGAGUUUGCACCCCUGUUAAUGGGAUAUGGAGUGCCUGGACAGCAUGGUCACGAUGCUCACGUUCGUAUGGCAAAGGAACACAGUCGAGAAGCAGAGUAUGCUCUGGAUCUUUGUGUGGUGGAAAAUGCAUAGGACCAAAGGUUGACACUCGAGUCGUUUCAUUAAGUUGCUGUUCAGUAAAUGGCAACUGGGCUGCAUGGUCCGGUUGGUCAAAAUGUAUAGGGAAAUGUAGUAAAGGAGUGAAGUUUAGGAAUCGAAAAUGCUCUAGUUCGGCAUGCGGUGGCUCAUGUAGUGGUAACAGCCUUGAACUACAGAAAUGUGAUGCAUGUUGCCCAGUGAAUGGGAGAUGGACAGCGUGGACUAGCUGGACAGAAUGUACUGUUUCAUGCGGAGGUGGCACCCAAAUUCGGUCCCGUCACUGUACUGGUUCUCGGUGCGGUGGCACGUGCACAGGCAAAAAUGUUAUAACUCAAACAUGUAACAACGACGACUGCUGUCCAGUAAAUGGCAAAUGGGCUGCAUGGUCCGAUUGGUCAAAAUGUAUAGGGACAUGUAGUAAAGGAGUGAAGUUUAGGAAUCGAAUAUGCUCUGGUUCAGCAUGCGGUGGCUCAUGUAGUGGUAACAGCCUUGACCUACAGAAAUGUGAUACGUGUUGCCCAGUGAAUGGGAGAUGGACAGCAUGGACUAGCUGGACAGAAUGUACUGUGUCAUGCGGAGGUGGCACCCGAAAUCGGUCCCGACACUGUUCUGGUUCUCGGUGCGGUGGCACAUGCACAGGCAAAAAUGUUAUAACUCAAACAUGUAACAACGACGACUGCUGUCCAGUAAAUGGCACAUGGUCAGACUGGUCAGACUGGUCAGAGUGUUCUACAACAUGUGGUGCGGGCAUUCAGCACAGACAUCGAAACUGCACCAAAUCUAAAUGUGGCAAUUACUGCACUGGAUCGGAAACUGAAAGAAGAGUCUGCAGCACCAUUUGCUGUCCACGCAAUGGAACGUGGACUAACUGGACAGACUGGACAGAUUGCUCUGUUAGCUGUGGAGGCGGAUCCCAAAACAGAUCACGUACAUGCCGAGGUCAUUCAUGCGGUGGUUACUGUGAUGGUCUAGAUCAUGAAACUCGGGACUGUAACACUGAUUGCUGUCCAAUUAAUGGUACGUGGACUGAUUGGUCGGAUUGGUCAACGUGUCCAGUAACGUGUGGUACAGGUAUUCAAUCUAGACAUCGUAACUGCACUGAUUUUGAGUGCGGUGGCUACUGCGAUGGACCCGAAUCUGAGACUCAACUUUGUAAUACUGACUGUUGCCCAGUAAAUGGAAAUUGGACAGAAUGGGAAGCGUGGACAGAUUGUUCGGUCGUUUGUGGAGGAGGGACUCAAAAUCGGUCACGAACUUGUCAUGGAUAUUCGUGUGGUGGUUAUUGUGAAGGGUUAGACUAUGAAAGUCAGUCUUGCAAUACUGAAUGCUGUCCAGUGAAUGGAACGUGGUCUGAUUGGUCUGAUUGGUCAGACUGUCCUGUGACGUGUGGAGCAAGCGUUCAGUAUCGAAAUCGUAACUGCACAAAUUUCACAUGCGGUGGCUAUUGCACUGGACCAGAAACCGAAAGCCAACUUUGUAACACAAAUUGCUGUCCAGGUAAUGGGACAUGGACAGGUUGGUCUGACUGGUCAACGUGUCCAGUCACGUGUGGUACAGGUAGUCAAUCCAGACAUCGUAACUGCACUGAUUUUGAGUGCGGUGGCUACUGCGAUGGACCCGAAUCUGAGACUCAACUUUGCAAUACUGACUGUUGCCCAGUAAAUGGAAGUUGGACAGAAUGGGAAGAGUGGACAGACUGUUCGGUCGUUUGUGGAGGAGGAACUCAAAAUCGGUCACGAAAUUGUCAUGGAUAUUCGUGUGGUAGCUAUUGUGAAGGGUUAGACUAUGAAAGUCAGCCUUGCAAUACUGAAUGCUGUCCAGUGAAUGGAACGUGGUCUGAUUGGUCGGAUUGGUCAGAAUGUCCUGUGACGUGCGGAACAGGCGUUCAGUAUCGAAAUCGCAACUGCACGAAUUUCACAUGCGGUGGCUAUUGCACUGGACCAGAAACCGAAAGCCAACUUUGUAACACAAAUUGCUGUCCAGGUAAUGGGACAUGGACAGGUUGGUCUGACUGGUCAACGUGUCCAGUCACGUGUGGUACAGGUAGUCAAUCCAGACAUCGUAACUGCACUGAUUUUGAGUGCGGUGGCUACUGCGAUGGACCCGAAUCUGAGACUCAACUUUGCAAUACUGACUGUUGCCCAGUAAAUGGAAGUUGGACAGAAUGGGAAGAGUGGACAGACUGUUCGGUCGUUUGUGGAGGAGGAACUCAAAAUCGGUCACGAAAUUGUCAUGGAUAUUCGUGUGGUGGCUAUUGUGAAGGGUUAGACUAUGAAAGUCAGUCUUGCAAUACUGAAUGCUGUCCAGUGAAUGGAACGUGGUCUGAUUGGUCGGAUUGGUCAGAAUGUCCUGUGACGUGCGGAACAGGCGUUCAGUAUCGAAAUCGCAACUGCACGAAUUUCACAUGCGGUGGCUAUUGCACUGGACCAGAAACCGAAAGCCAACUUUGUAACACAAAUUGCUGUCCAGGUAAUGGGACAUGGACAGGUUGGUCUGACUGGUCAACGUGUCCAGUCACGUGUGGUACAGGUAGUCAAUCCAGACAUCGCAACUGCACUGAUUUUGAGUGCGGUGGCUACUGCGAUGGACCCGAAUCUGAGACUCAACUUUGCAAUACUGACUGUUGCCCAGUAAAUGGAAAUUGGACAGAAUGGGAAGCGUGGACAGAUUGUUCGGUCGUUUGUGGAGGAGGGACUCAAAAUCGGUCACGAACUUGUCAUGGAUAUUCGUGUGGUGGUUAUUGUGAAGGGUUAGACUAUGAAAGUCAGUCUUGCAAUACUGAAUGCUGUCCAGUGAAUGGAACGUGGUCUGAUUGGUCUGAUUGGUCAGACUGUCCUGUGACGUGCGGAACAGGCGUUCAGUAUCGAAAUCGCAAAUGCACGAAUUUCACAUGCGGUGGCUAUUGCACUGGACCAGAAACCGAAAGCCAACUUUGUAACACAAAUUGCUGUCCAGGUAAUGGGACAUGGACAGGUUGGUCUGACUGGUCAACGUGUCCAGUCACGUGUGGUACAGGUAUUCAAUCUAGACAUCGUAACUGCACUGAGUUUGAGUGUGGUGGCUACUGCAAUGGACCCGACUCUGAGACUCAAUUUUGCAAUACUGGCUGUUGCCCAGUAAAUGGAAAUUGGACAGAAUGGACAGAAUGGACAAACUGCUCGGUUGUUUGUGGAGGAGGAACUCAAAAUCGGUCAAGAGUUUGCCUUGGGCAUUCCUGUGGCGGUUAUUGUGAAGGACUAAACCAUGAAAGUAAGUCGUGCAAUGAAGAAUGCUGUCCAGUAAAUGGAACUUGGGCUGAUUGGGCUGACUGGUCAGCAUGCACCGUAACGUGUGGUAGAGGGACACAAGUAAGACAUCGUAAUUGCAUUGACUCAGAAUGUGGAGGUUCAUGUGACGGGACAGAUUUAGAUACCCGCAGCUGCAACACAGAUUGCUGCCUUGUAAAUGGAUCAUGGACAGAAUGGUCGAACUGGACAACAUGUACGGCAACAUGUGGUGGAGGAAUGCAAAACAGAACACGGCAAUGCACUGGUUUCUCUUGUGGUGGAUUCUGUGAUGGGGAGGAUGUCGAUGAGAGACAAUGUAACAAGGAAUGUUGCCCACAAGAUGGUGUGUGGACAGGAUGGAGUGAAUGGUCACAGUGCGUUAAUAUCCGUGGCCGUUACACACAAAACAGAAGAAGAGACUGCAUUGACAUUUCGUGUGGUGGUCAGUAUUGUCGAGGUGCCUCAUCAGAAAAUCAAACAUGUGAUCCACCUUAUUGUCUUGAAUUCCAACAAGCACUCAUAUAUGCAAGCCGUCAUUCCAUCUAUGCUCUCCCUCUGAUCUGCUUCAGUAAUACAACAUUAUCUCCUCUGCUCGUUUACUCCAACAGCUCGGUUGACAUCACAUUUGUAGCAUAUGACCCUGUGACUCAGUAUUACUACUAUGCUGACCAGACGACUGAUUCUGUCUCACGAGUCAAGCAAACUGGUGUGGCUCAACUGAUCUACACUCAUGGCAGUGAGAUAACUGGCAUAGCUGUUGACGUAAUGGACAGGUCACUGUAUGUGAUAUCUGGUGAACGUAUUGUUUCUAUUGAUGUGGACAUUAGUAGGUCAGUGCGGAUCAUCAUUGAUCAAGGUUCUAACACCAGUACUGCCGCAUUCAGUCAACUACACGGACAACUGGCAGUUGCCCUUUCCAACAUCAUAGUACUCAUUUCAAGAACCAAAUACAUUAAUCGGCUAACAAUCACCGAUGACGAUGCAAUCCAACCUUUUGAUAUAGCCAUUGAUCAAGACAAUGACCAGUUUCUUGUUGCUGGAAAUGUUGGCGGUUCUGCAGUUGUUAAUGCCAUUGAUUAUGACGGUGCAACUAAGUCUACUCUGAACUUGCGCACAACCGUUGAAACCCAACUUGACAGAAUUGCUGUAGAUAGUCGUCAUUACUAUAUUCCCGUGACUAGAGGAAUAGCCGUAAUUCCUAAAGACACACUGGAACACGACACGGUGUACAACACAGAGAUUAACAAUAUAGUCGACAUGGUGACAUCAUUUUAUGCUCCACAGGGCAACGAGGGUUGUGGCAAAUGCCCAACGACUGAGGAGCUCGAACAGUUGAUUUGUGACAAUCAGCGCAACUAUGCUUUUGAAGGAAGACUGCUUGAUGUAGUCGAUGACUUGAGGACUGGUGCUGUUCACUACACAUUCCGUGUAAGACAUAUCCACAAAGAUAGCAAUGUGGCUGACAUGUUGGGAGUCAGUGUCGAGAGCAGCAAGGGAGAUAAUGACACGGUUGAUGUCUAUUCACCAACUCAUCAUUGCUGCGGUGAGCUACAUGUUGGGGUUAACUAUCUACUGAUUGGUCAGGCAGGUGUCAAUCGACUCCACCUGCGUAUCAAUGACGUAGUAUUCGAUAUGAACGAGUUAUCUUCCGAUGAAAUAACAAGAGCAUCCACUCAAUGUGAGAACGUAGUACUGGUACCUCAAAGAAACUCCUUUCAGUUAGGACUUAUUGAAUAGUCACUUGGAUUGGCAGACAACAACAUCAACAGUCCAUAAAUAGUAUGUUGUCUAACUGAGUAACAGACACAUGGGGAAACUUGAUAGUGAACAGAGUUUUAAUGUUUUCGCUAGAUUUUUUUCACUACACUGCAAUUGACUAGGUAACAC
Molecule: messenger RNA, 5702 nt
Organism: Corticium candelabrum
Lineage: Eukaryota; Metazoa; Porifera; Homoscleromorpha; Homosclerophorida; Plakinidae
Product: A disintegrin and metalloproteinase with thrombospondin motifs adt-1-like
Exons: 7
Coding region: 6-5552 (1848 amino acids)
Source: RefSeq, a predicted model, not a curated record